UUUGAAAUAAAAAAUUGCAAUUACUCCAUCUUGAUUUUGUGUUUAAUGUUAGAACCUAUUCGAAUUCUGUACCUUCUUCAUACCAACUUUUAUUAUGUGGUUGGAUGAUAAAAAGACCAAACAUGCCAGUGUUAAGAAGACGUGUCAUCGCAAAUCACGAUAAACGUAUUCAACCAAACGGCCUGUACGUCCAUUCCAGUCCGCCAAGGGUUUUACAGAUUAAUUCUGCUCAUAUUAAACAAUUAAUCAGAAACGGAGACAUCGAAAAAUUAGAAAACAUCGUUUUAGAAGGCCAGGGUAAAAAAUUACUCAGUGAAUCCAGUUUGGACUACAGAGUAAAAACAUUUUUGAAAGGAUUACCAGCAUUAAUGUCAAAAAUAAGUUUACUUCACGAUGCAGUUAAUAGUGGACGACUGGAAGAACUUCAAUCACUUCUUGAUGAAGAGCCGGAUAAAAAGAGAAAAUUGGUUUUGGCUAAGGAUGACGCUGGGGUUGGAUUAAUACACAAAGCCGUUUAUUACGAUCUCAAAGAUAUCGCGAAAUAUUUGAUUGAUAAUUAUCCAGCAACUGUUCAUCAAAAAGAUGCGGAAAGUAGAACUGCUUAUCAUUACACACCAAUGUGCAAAGAUAAAGGUUAUAUACAAAAACUGUUAAAGUUUGCCGGAGCUGACCCGAAUGUGGUGGAUUUUAAACAGCAUACUCCUAAAUACUACAUGGAGCACCCAUCAGAACUUGAAUUACCCAGUCCUAUAAAAUCAACUAAUCAGUCUAGGCGUGGAACAGCUGGGAAAGACAGUUUAGUCAUCAAGAAAUCUAACAUCAGAAUAUGGAUACAUCAAAGGAACCUCACCAAUUUACAGCAAGUAGUGUGGGAGGGCCAGGGAUCAAAGCUUUUGGUCGAACACAGCACGAAUCCUAAAGUGAAGAAAUUCUUGGAAGCUGUGCCACCUAUUAUGAGCUUAAUUAAGGAUCUUCACACUGACGUUAUCAACAACGAUUGUGACGCCUUGAAAGCGCACUCAACGGAUCCAAUCCCUCCGGUGGUAUUGUCGGCGAAAGACGCUAAUGGCUUGACGCCAUUACAUAAGGCAGCUGGUCUUGGGCAUCACGAAGUAGCUGAAUAUAUUAUUGGGAAGUACCCAAAAAGUUUGUCUUUAAGAGACAAUGAAGGACGAACACCUCUUCAUUACGCCGCAUUACCAAAGGAUGAUGGAAAAAUGUUCGAUCUGCUUAUGGCUUCAGGAGCUGAUGAAUCUGCUUUAGAUAAUAAACAAAAAACAGCUGCGUUUUACAAAGCCAGAAAUAACGAAUUAGAUCCAAAGCUUUGCCACGUUAUACCAGAAUGCCCUCGCAUGGCAAAAGACUCGUUCCCCAAUAAUUGGGACUGGGCGAUUUUAGGAUCCGCUGCUACACCCGUCGAAGAAGUGAUCAAAAACGGCAAUAACAUGGCCGAAGGUGUUUUUGGAAGUACAAUGGAUUUAGAGAAGGCUAAAGAAGAGGAGUUAAAAAGUAACGAUAAAAAUGAAGAAGAAACUAAUGGUGAUCAUAAUGACGAAUCCAAGGGAAACGAAGAAAAUGCACAUGAACUCCAUAACAACGAUAGUGCAGUAGUGAUGGAAAAUGAGGAAGAAAAGGAACAGGAUGAAGCUGAAGAACAGGAAUCAGAAACUAUCCCAGAAAAUGAACCAGAAAUCAUAACCGAACCAGAAGUACAUGAAGAAACGUCUAAUUCCGAACACAAUGAAACAGAUCAUGAAACACAAGGAGAAGAAGAUCAUGAAGAACGAGAACACGAAGAAUCAGAACACGACGAGCAAGAACAUGAACAACAAGAACAUGAACAACAAGAAGACGAAGAACAAAAACAUGUAGAACAAGCAAGACAACCAUCAUUAGAAAAGACGGAGGAGGAGGAAGAGGAGAAUUCCAAGGAAGUUGAAGAUCAACCUAACCACGAAGAAAAUCAAGAAGAAGCCAAAGAAGAAGAAGUAGAAAAUAAAUCCUCAGCAACUUCAAUAGAAAACUCUCCAGCAAAAACCAUAGAAGUAACGGAAGAAGAACCAGAAGCUCCAAUAGUGGAUAGUGAAGAUGUUAUAGAAGGAGUUGUAAAUGGGGAAAACGAAGUAGAAUCUGUAAAUGAAGAAGGUCAAGGUGUACAAGAUGACGAUCCACCCACAGACGAUGAUAUAACCGCUUUAAUUGAAGCUGGAAAUAUGGAACAACUCGCUGGAUUGGUUUUGAAUGGUAAAGGAAAUCGAUUAGUCGGUCAUACUUCCCAAAAUCCAGAGUUGCAGGCUUUUUUAAACAACGUUCCCACAUACAUGGCGAAAAUCAAUAAAAUUCACAUCGCUGCAAGAAAUGGGACUUUAAAGGAGUUGCAAGCUGCUUUGGAUAGACGUAAAUUUGCCGUAUCCAAGGAUCCUAUAUCUCCGGAUGGAGCCUCCCCUCUACACGUAGCAACAAUUUUUGGAAAUACCAGCAUUGUUCGAUACUUAGCUGGACGCUUUCCUGAAACAGUAUCAGUAGUGGAUAAUAAUGGAAGAACACCUCUCCAUUAUGCAGCUACUGUAGCUGAUAAUGGACACUACUAUAAUUUGUUGGUACAUUUAGGAGCAAAUAUGAGAACAGAUGAUAACUUUGGACAUUCACCUGAAUACUACAAAACUAACCAAGAAGACCUAUCACAUCGAAAUCUACUUGUGAGAUUUGGUGCUGAUGAAAACGUCUUAGAAGAAAUGAUAAACGAUAAAGGUAGUCCACCAAAAGAUGCUCAGGUAGAGAUGCCUUUCUUUUGCACGGAAGAAGGUCGUUAUUUGGCAUCUUCGUUAGGAGAUCCACUCAUUAAAGGUUUAACAGAGGUUGCCAAUAAACGUCCAGACGACCCAAUUGCCUAUCUUGCAACUUACUUAUACAAUUUUGCUAAUAAUAAUAAUAGAGGAAGAACCAGGGGUGGCACUCAGGAAACCCAACAACAUAUUAUCACCGGUUCCCCUAAUGCUGAAAAUAAUAACGCAGUCCCAGCAACAAUAGAAGUGGUAACACUAGAACCAGAACACAACAAUCAAGAAGAUUCUGCAUUCAAUGCAACAAAUAGGGAUGAACAUGGACAAAGCAUGCUUCAUUUUGCUGCUGCACGAACACAUGGUAGAAAUGCAUUAUUCCAAUUGCUAUCAGAAACAGAAAUUAACAUUGGAUACAGAGAUGAACUAUACAGGACUGCUAGAGACAUUAGUAUUCAAGCCAACAUACCGGAAAAUACAGUCCAAGUUGAUAAAUACGUGGUUCAUAUUGCAUCCAAAGGUGACACCGACAAAUUAGUGGAGUUACUUCUAGAUGGUUAUGAUCAUAUAAUAGACAUCAUAGACGAAGAAGGCCAACCUAUUUUAGAUGCUGUUACACAAGCGGGUCAACCAGAAACCGUUGCAUUUUUACAAUCAAUUCUGGCUUUUGAAGAACGACGCGAACGUGUUCAUCAUUGCAUCCGGGAAGGCUCCCUCAACGACAUUAAGAAGCUCCUCGCAGAUGAAAACGAAACAGGCAGUGGUAAACUCCUUGCUAUCGGCAGGAAUAGUUAUGGAAGAUGCACUCUUCAUAUAGCAGUAUUAUGCCAACAAGAAGAAAUUGUUGAUUUUAUUGCUAACACAUUCCCCGAUACAUUAAGGAUUGGUGAUAAUCUGGAAAGAACGGCUCUGCACUACGCAAUGGGUGUUGAAAAAAUCGAAUCGAUUAGUAGGGUGUUGAUUAAGGCAGGAGCUCAGAGAGUUGUUAAAGAUUUAAAGGGGCGGCAACCCACUUAUUAUUUUAUGAAUAAAUCUGAUAUAUUAAGGCUUCAGGAAGAAGAAGAAAUGUUUUAAAUUUUGUAAGCUGUAGUACGUAUAUAUUACAUGAAUAAGUUUUUCGGUCCGUCCAUAUAAAAUAAUCAAAAAAAAUUUUUGCUCGAUCAUUUUAUAAUAAAAUAAUGUUUUCUUUGUAGACUUUUAUGAGAUUAAAGUCUAAAAAGAAUAAUUUCUUUCGGGUCUUUUAUCUUCUUACCAACUAAACAUAUAUUUACCAAAAUAAUCAAGUCUGAUGAUUGCUGUCUUUACAAAAUAGAAUUUUCAAAAAAACAUAACUUAUAACAAAACAUCAAAACUUUAACGCUUUGUUCCUUUGUUGGGAAAGAGUUAACAAAUUUUAAAUUUUUUCCUAAAACUAGUGUUUACUAUAGUGAUGUAGAAAUUUAUGUUUGAGAUUUUCUCCGUCUUGGAUCUACGGUCCAAGUACUGGACAUUUUUUAUUGCUUCACGUUAUACCGUUUGAAUUAAAGCUGAGUCAUAUGAUGUUUUACUAGGAUAUUCGGUUCUACCAUAAUCGACUUCCGCUUACAAUCCACAUCAUGGAAAUAAUACGCGCACAGCCCACAACCAAAGACCAAUAACAAUGCCAUAAACUGAUUAGAGUCAUUCAUUUCGCGAGCAAUCUAAAAUCAUUGACUUUUCCUACAUACUGUUCAAUUACAUAGCCCAAGUCAAGCGGAAAAGUAACUUCGACGGUGGUUUAGCCCUACCAGUUUAUUUUAACCAGCUUUACUUAGAAGACUGAUAAUUUACUUUAAAAUGCAUAACAGAGUAUGUUAUGGCUAUGAACUCAAGAAGAAAGAAGUGAUAAGUUAACACGCCCAUUUAAAAAAGUGAAUUCCCAGAAAUUUUUUUUGAAAUUCCGCAGGUCAGUUCAACACAAUACGGCCCCUAAAGAUGGGAUUUGAAAAUAUAAACACUUGGCAAUGAGUUGUAAUCUUAGGUAAAACAAAAAAUUCUAUAUUAAAGUUGGUAAAAAUAUAAAAAAAUCUAAAAUUAUUAUUUUUAAACUCAGAAUUAUGUAUUUAUCUACACAAAACAAAUCAUUUAAUUAUAAAAUGAUCAGCCAAUCGCUAUUAAAUCAUUCGAAAUGGACACCUUUUAGAUUAAUCA
Molecule: messenger RNA, 4949 nt
Organism: Onthophagus taurus
Lineage: Eukaryota; Metazoa; Arthropoda; Insecta; Coleoptera; Scarabaeidae
Source: RefSeq, a predicted model, not a curated record